Messenger RNA from Python bivittatus (Burmese python), 1944 nucleotides. It is a transcript of the gene FAM180B, whose product is annotated as family with sequence similarity 180 member B. The record is from RefSeq and is a predicted model, not a curated record. Lineage: Eukaryota; Metazoa; Chordata; Lepidosauria; Squamata; Pythonidae.
UGCACUGUGAUGGAAACUACCUUUUAGGAACAGAAGUGAACUGCAGUCUCUUCCCAGCACUGGAACUGGAGGGAAGAAACUAUUCCAGCAGUGGCCUCUGGGAUUGAAAAGAGGGGAAAGAAUUUGCGGUAAACAGCAUUCUCUUCACCCAAAGUGUGUGUCGGCAGAAGGGACAAGGAUUCUUUGCAACAUGGCCCAAAGUCUCCAGCUACACUUUGGACCUUCUGUCUGGGCAGUUCUGCUUCUCCUUCUGAUUGCUGGAUCCCAUAGCCAGACAGACGAGCAAUUUCAUCACAAUAACCUUACAGAUAAAGAUAUAGAAGAGAACCUCGAGAUCGCAUUAGAGUUACUUUGGGGAGGGAUUGAAAUUACGGCAAAUGAGACCUUCAAGAUAGAAGAUGAAGAAUUGGCCACCUUGCGUCCUGCAAAGCGCUUACUCUGGUUAUUUCAGCAUAAAGUUCCCAAAAAUCCAGCAGGAAUUGAAGAAUACCUGGAUCACUUCUCUCAGUCUGGCACCCCGAUCACUCCGGAGGAAUUUGAGCAGCUUGUUUUCACUACCGUCUUUACUGCUUACCAGAUUCGGAUCAUCCAAGGCCUGGAUAAAAACCUGUGGAUCAACCUUUUCUCUCAGCUGGUUACUGAAAUAAUCCGUGAGCUCUGCAAACAAUUCUGUCCUCAGGAACUGAUGGAUUCCAUUCAACACUUAGCCUCCAGACCUUGGCAGGAAAUUCCUGUCUAUGUUAGUACACUGAAGAAAUUCUAUCAGCCCAGCUUAGUUAUGACUCAGGGAAACUGAUUUUCAUGCAUAAAAGGCAAAACUUGAGUCUUUCACCCCGUGAUAUGCAAAUUAAAACGCAGAAAUACAUUUGAGGUUCUUUGACCUCUGUAACAUUAUCUGAGACUCUGCAUGGUCCAAAGUAGCAACCUUCCUGCUUUCUUUUCUCUAGUUCUGUAGACAGUUCUUUGUUCUUUUAUGUAUCUGACUUCACUACAUUUAGAAGAGCCUUUCCUGAUGACCUUGAGAUGUACUAGGACUUACAACUCCCAGCCAUGACUAUCCUGACAAAGAAUUCUGGGACUUUUAGUCCUGACAUAUAUGGAGAACACCAAAUUACAGAAAGCUGAUCUAGGAGCUCUGACACUGCUCUCCCUCUGUCUCUGGGGUGUCCCAUUCAGAGAUUACUUUUCUCACCAGAGUGGCCUUUGCUCCUGGCUGGGAUUAGGUUUCAGGUGAAAAUAGGACUAUAUGCCCCUCCUCAUUAACAACUGUCAAAAAACACAGAUUGUCUUGUCUAAAUGACAAGAAAGUAGAUGUAUGUUAAAAGGAAGAUCUUGUCAGUGUAGAAAGCAGUGCUCAAGCAAUGACAUUUCUUCAUUUUCUUUCUGUUCUGUUGUUGCACUGGUGGAAAACCUUACAAUUAUACACACAGGACCUGCAAAAAAAAAGGGGGGGGGGACAGAGAGCAUCUAGGACAUUUGAAGGGUUAGGGUUGGGGGGUUCAUCAGACAAUUUAAAAUGCUGAAUAUCCUGUUUGUUUAUGAUAAAUACUUUUUAUGACAAAAAGAGAGUGAUGAGUAUUAUAACUAAAUGUGGCAUCAAACCAUUUGGGGAGCAAACCUUUGUAUUGGUUGUUAAGAAUGUAGCUUUAAGUCAGUAACAUGGGAUUAUAAUAAAGUAUGUAAACAUAUAAAUGAGGUGAGGAUAUUACAUAUGUUUGCUCUGGAAACUGUAAACUCUAAAGGCUAUGUGAUAUUUUAAAAUACAAAUUUACAAGCUCAUGACUGUAUGAUCAUAACUAAGAAGUAUUUUUAUCUUGCAGCCUUAACUUGAUUGCUCAUUAUUGCAUGUACACAAAACUGGUUGGAACAGAUGCUUAUGUCUGGAGUCUCCAGUUCUACCCUUUCCCCCAAAAUAGUUUCUUUAUGGGCAGAAUAAAAUAUGCA